CCCACAUUUCGUCCUCUUCUUAGCGACAGAGAGAGAGUGAGUGAGAGAAAGAGAGAGAGAGGAGAGGAGGGGAGGUGGUGGUGGUUGCGAAGCGGAGGGCGACGACGCCGAAUCUAGGGUUUUCCGGAGAGAGGGCCAAAUCGAGAUUCCCGCGCCAGAACCCAUCGAUUCCGAAGCGGAGAGGGCACUCGACGUCCUUGAUUCGAAUUCCCGCGUUCUGAUCUCGCCGAGCUAGCCCGGAUCACCGCCGCUCCUCGCUCGUACGCGGAUCUGUCGACGCCCUUCUGAUCCGUUGCUCAGACUCCACCUCGACCGGAUCCCUGCAGCGUUAAAUUUCUAGAUUGUGGUAGGUUUCCAUUGUAAGAUGGAAUCUGGUGAUGGAAUCGAGCUGGAACUUAAUAAAGGGUCAGUGGAGAAAGCUCCCGAGAACAAUGGAUUCAGUUCACAUAUAAACAAGGAGAACGAAGUUAUUGAGAAUGGUGCUGAUGCUGUUCAUGCCGAUGGUGGUUCCGAAGGUGCGUCAAAGGUUGAAGUCAUCAAUUCUGCCGGGGACAAGGAUGGAGACACUGUAUCUGCCACCGAGAACAAAGCAUCUAAUCCUUCCAAGAAGGGUGAAGCUGAUGUUAAUAAUCGAUCGAGGAAGACACAGAAAAGUCCUCGUGUUCUGAAUGGUUCCGCCAUUGAAUCUCAGAAGAAAAAGAAUGUUCUGUCACAGAGUGUCUCAUUUCCUUCUAGAGGGUCUCUUGCUAAUAAUUUCCGCUCAAUUACAACUUCUACAAGGCAGACUAAAGUUGCAUCAUUAAUUACAAAUGGUGAUCUUGCUGCCAAGCUUUCUGCUUUGACUGCUGUACCAAGUGUUCGGCGAACAUCUGUGAGUCUGAAGACUGGUUCUGCCGAGGCAAAUGGCACUUCUGCCGAAUCUGCCCAGUCAAAUGGUAGUAAAACAAAGCCCUUGAAACAUGCAUUGCCAGCAAAAAAGGAUGAUGAUACCCACUCCACAGCCUCAAGUUCAACACCACAUGCAAGAAAGAGUAUUGGCAAUGUUUUUAAUUUUAGGUUGGAUGAGCGUGCUGAGAAACGUAAAGAGUUUUUUACGAAACUUGAAGAGAAGAAUCAUGCUAAGGAACUGGAAAAGACUAACUUGCAGGCAAAAUCUAAGGAGAGUCAAGAGGCUGAGAUCAGACAGCUGAGAAAGAGCUUGACCUUUAAAGCCACUCCAAUGCCAACCUUUUAUCAGGAACCUGGUCCUCCUAAAGUUGAAUUAAAGAAGGUCCCACCAACACGUGCAAGGUCGCCAAAGCUUGGGCGUCGGAAGCCAUCUGUUACUGCUGCAGACGGUCCCUCAGAAGCUGGCAACACUCGUGAGGGCCCACACCCUAUAUCCAGUUUAACCAAACCGAAUGAGGGUUCAGAAAGCAGUAAGGGGAAUGCAAUAGCUUCAAAGAACUCAAAGAAAAAGUCUCUUGCAAAACUUCCAUCACAAAAGUUAAAGACCACCAAACUCGACUCAGAAUCAGUUAUGAUGCCCAAAACCGAGGAGAUCGAUGCAGGAAACAGCGAUAACAGACCAACAGAAGUCUCUGCCAAAACAAACACCGAAGCAGAACUAGCAUCUGCCGAUGACAGAGUUGAGGAAAAUAAAACAAUUGCUAAGCUUCUAGAAACCGAUAUCGGACCCAGUGAAGUUUCGGUACAAGGUUAAAACACAAGCCUACCCAUCCUAUGUAUUAGUCUUUGUGCCCUUUUUGUGAAUAGAAUUCGUGCUGCUUGGAGAGUAUGCUGCUGCUGCUUUAUGUUUGCGCAUUUUCUUGGUCUGAAGUAGAUAUUGUUUUGUGAGACAUUAUUAGGUCAUGUAUAUUUGUCCAACUCUUUUGCAGUUUGAUCUAUGGUAACCCUCCUCCUCCAAUGAACCAAUGGAAUGACCCUCUGACAUUAUCUGGUGGAGAUAGCAAAGGUUAUCCAUAGUCAGGGUUGCUUUUGGGUUCGAUCAGAUGCUAAGUUUUUUCUUUCUUUUUCUUGCAAUGCACGGAUUGUUCCUUGA
Molecule: messenger RNA, 2041 nt
Organism: Musa acuminata AAA Group (dessert banana)
Lineage: Eukaryota; Viridiplantae; Streptophyta; Magnoliopsida; Zingiberales; Musaceae
Product: protein WVD2-like 4
Exons: 10
Coding region: 365-1702 (445 amino acids)
Biological process (GO): microtubule cytoskeleton organization
Molecular function (GO): microtubule binding
Source: RefSeq, a predicted model, not a curated record